Molecule: messenger RNA, 840 nt
Organism: Aspergillus homomorphus CBS 101889
Lineage: Eukaryota; Fungi; Ascomycota; Eurotiomycetes; Eurotiales; Aspergillaceae
Exons: 1
Coding region: 129-593 (154 amino acids)
Source: RefSeq, a predicted model, not a curated record
GAAGUGACUGGGACUGUUUGUCUCACGAUGUAAUCAACUCGCUCUGUUUGCCUUCAACUGUCAUUCCUUUUUGCUUCCAGUCGCGACAUAGACCCUUUGGAGGUUGACCUAAUCAACCUCCAACUAGCAUGUCUCGAUAUCCUCAGAACAUAUGCCUAGAUCCCACCUUGGCAUCUGCAAACGUCGAGGCUUCGCGCAAUUCACAAGAUACUGAUCAAGUUCAAGUAGUGCUUUUUCUUUCAGCCAAACCACUCAUCCGUUCUUUUCAUAUUCAAGCUAACAUGUCAAAGACUGUCAUAUCACCCGCUGCAAUGAUGUUUCUCAGCUCUUCUGACCACGACCUUAUCAUAUCGGAGAGUUCUGCCUCGCAAAUGUCAUUACAGCCGACAUCCCCCAUGACAACGCAUCGAAAAAGUUCAUCGGGCCGGCAAAAGGGACCACGAAAGCCUCGACAGCACAUUUCAGGUGCAAGCCUGGAUGAGGUGGCUAAGCUUGAGCAAUUUGCGCGACGGCAGUUCAUCGCAUUUCUUGACAAACAACGUACAACAUGGCCGAUAAAGGAGGCAUUUCCUGAUCUGAAUCCCAGCCAUUAAACAUAUGAGAGUGCAGUGGCAAGAGUCCGCAAGCUGUACGGCACUUGGAAACAUCGCAGUUUGGGCCUUGCGGUGAAAUGUUAUGACCACUGGGCUUCAUCACAGCCAGGGGGCAAGCCAGGGAAAUACAUGAACUGUACGGACUUCAAGGAGUUGCGCUGCGCAUUGAAUGCCUCGUACGAUAUUCGCUGGGUGUCGUACAUUUUCUCCUGGGCAGAUGAUGUCGUCUCUUUUCAUGACUGCUCUC